Molecule: messenger RNA, 1776 nt
Organism: Heterotrigona itama
Lineage: Eukaryota; Metazoa; Arthropoda; Insecta; Hymenoptera; Apidae
Source: the annotation of a GenBank genome assembly
AUGUCGUACCGAAAAAUCGUGGGCACGGUUGCGGCACCGACUAACGGACGGCCCGCGUGCAUUUCAGGGAAAAAAUGGCGAGGGUUGACCCCGCAGGACAGAAGGCCGUACGUGGAGGAAGCCGAGAGGCUGAGGGUCAUACACAUGCAGGAACACCCGAACUACAAGUACAGGCCGCGGCGCAGGAAACACGCGAAGAGGGCCCCGGGGGCGCCAUCCUCCCCGCCGUCCGCGACCAACACCACGGCCAACAGGUCCAACCCCUCUGGUACCACGAUUCAUCAUUCCAUGUCCAAGAUGGACAGUUAUCAAGGCAUUCCUCAGAUCCCAUGGGGCGGCCAUUCCCCGAUCUCAUCCCUGUAUCACCAACAGCAGCAGCAAGGUAUCCAGGAGUUCAAAUCGGAGAGCAAUUCCUUGUACGGUAGUCCUUAUACGCCUAUUAUUCACACACCGGACAUAUCUCCAGUUGCCAGUCCCGAGCCAGAUGGUGAUGGAACGCAUUUGCCAUCCAAUCAAAAUCCAGAUCCUGAACGAGAUCUAAUGGAGGGUUCGACGAAGCAACACGGUGAAAUGAGCGACACGAAACGGUAUACAUUCAUGAGUGCCGAUAAUCAACUGCACACGGGUCAUGCUGGUGCUACUAGCAUAUCGUCGUGUCAGAAUUCUGGUGCUUACACAGAUACUCUGACUUACAAAAAAUCAGUGAGUUAUUUAAAUUUCGAGAGACAGCCGUCGAGCAUAGCCGCGGUGGGUAUAGCGAACGGGAUGAUGGUAUCGUGCAAUAAAUUGCGCUCCGGAUUUGAGAAUGUUGGCUCUGUGACGGGGACUUUUUAUCCACCGGUCGCAUCCCCGCACGAUCAAUCGUUGCAGCACUACACGAGCACCCAAUCCUCGAAGACUGCCAACUAUUCGAUGCAGUCCACCGUCGAGAGCAACUAUAAUCCUGUUCAGUGUGCCAAUCGACAACAGUCCAUGGGGAUUCGUGGAGCCGCUGAAGGCUGUUCUGGUGUAUCGCACCGGUACCAAAUGAGUCAUCAUCAAGAGUACCAAACGGAGGGAACGAGCGCCGGGCAACAACAUCCGAUUCUGGGUCACAUGGAGGUAGCGAUGGCAACCACCGCCGAGGACGAGCAGCAACAGACGUUACAGCUGGAGAAGUACUUCAAAUAUUCGCACUCGGCCAGCGUGGCGCACACCAGCCUCACCUCGCAGAAUCUCCUCGACAGCAAUCACAAUUACGCCAGCGAUCUGCGUUACUACACACCGCAGCAAACGCAGCUGGACAUGUCGAACUCUCAGUGUAUCGUCGACGAUCAGACGAAAGACGCUCGAUGCUCGAACGUGGCCAUAGGCCACGCGAUGGAUCAGUAUCACCAGGCUAUGGACGUGACCAAAUACCCGGAGCAUCAACAGCAGCAACAACAGCAGCAGCAACAGACUCAACAGGGCCAACAGUCGCAGAGUAUCGAGCACGUUUCCAAAGCGGACGACGAUUUCAGUGUAAUACUUGCCGACGUGCGCAAGACUUGUUACAGUAGCUAGUGUUUCGGCUAGAUCGGAGCUGUCUGUAGGGGGAUGCCGAAGAAUUUCAGCGCAGACGAUACGGUUUUUCAAUCGAUUCGAUAAUCGAAUGCCGAAGCAAGCAUUCACGUGUCUUUCUGUAUUUUCGUCGUAUGUUGAUUUUUUCUUUUUUUUUUUGUUUUUUUGCGACGAUGUUAAUACCAAACUAUAAUGAUGAAUGUAUUUAUUUUAUCAGACUGUAAAUAGAAGGAUGGA